Messenger RNA from Puntigrus tetrazona (Sumatra barb), 2204 nucleotides. RefSeq names its product minichromosome maintenance complex component 4 (gene mcm4). Gene Ontology annotation, biological process: DNA strand elongation involved in DNA replication; double-strand break repair via break-induced replication; mitotic DNA replication initiation. Gene Ontology annotation, molecular function: single-stranded DNA binding; ATP binding; single-stranded DNA helicase activity. NCBI's taxonomy places the organism in Eukaryota, Metazoa, Chordata, Actinopteri, Cypriniformes, Cyprinidae. The record is from RefSeq and is a predicted model, not a curated record. Gene Ontology annotation, cellular component: MCM complex; nucleus.
AUGUCACGGCACCCCCAGCUCCAGGAGUGGAAGGGCCCAUGGCCAACAUCUGCCGGAACCCAGCGCCAGCGGGCCGACCUGAAAUCGAUCCGGAAAGCUCCGCGGAAUAGAGCACGCACCGAACCGGAAGUCAUCCCACACUUUACGAUAUGGCCACACCAGCUCUGCUUCGAUGAUUUCUCAGACUCCGUGUUGGAGCACCAGAUCCGCGCGCCUCCCUUUGCCAGCGCCACUAAAUCCAGAAACGUAAAUAUACUCAACCCCCUGAAAACGCUCGACCGGCUCAUCGUACUGCUCAAGGUACAUGCGGGGAUCCGCACGCCUCAGCUGAUCCCCGAGAUGCAGGAGCGCUCUUCCGCUGUCAGGUGUGUAGCGCUUAACCUGCAGCGUGUGGAGGUGACCGGCGGGCGUGCAUCAGCUGAACCUACCGUCCGCACUCGCUGCAACGCACGCAGCGCCGCGCUGGUGCAUAACCGCUCGGUGUUCUCUGGACAAACAGAUGAUAAAGCUGCAGGAGUCUCAGAGGAUAUGCCGCUGGUCAGGACUUUACACACCACAAAGUCAUCUAUGCACAAUGAUGACUUGGUUGACAAAGUGCAACCUGGAGACAGAGUAAACAUCACAGGCAUUUACAGAGCCGCUCCCAUACGUCUGGACCCACGGCAGAGCUCCAGAGUGAAGUCUGUAUAUAAGACCACCUUCAGCGCCCAUAUUCGCCCCAGGAAGAGCGGGAUGGAAGCUGGCUUCCACAGACUGGAUGAGGGCGGCUACGAGAAACUCUUCACAAGAGAGCAGGUGGCGGUGCCCAAAGAACUAGCGGCUAAACCAGGCGUCUCAUUUAGUAGCUUAUCCUCCUGCGCUGGCCCAGCAUCUCACGAACACGAGGACAUCAAGAAGGGCAUCCUACUGUUGUUAUUUGGCGGGACUCGUAAGGUUACUCAGGCGGGCUGAGGAAACUUCUGCAGAGCCGAGGUCACGAUCCCGCUUCUCUAUGCUUAUCCGGGUACCAGCAAAUCCUGUGCCCUUCAGUACGCGGCUAACCUGGUUCCUCAUGGCCCGAGUACACGUCUAGGGAAAGGAUCCAGCGCUCGUAGGUCUCCACAAAGACACGUGAUGAAGGACCCGGAAAUGACAGCUGGUUCUGCAAGCCCAGGGCGCUGCGUGCGCGACAACGGCAUCUGCUGCAUCGACGAAGUUCGAUAAGAUGAGCGACAGCACGCCUCCGCGCUGCACGAGGUCAUGGAGCAGCAAACGCUGUCUAUUGCUAAGGCUGGAAUCAUCUGCCAGCUUAAUGCUCGGACGUCCAUCCUCGCCGCAGCCAAUCCGGUGGAGUCCCAGAACCCCAAGAAGACCACCAUAGAAAACAUCCAGCUGCCUCACACACUUCUGUCCAGGUUUGAUUUGAUCUUCCUGAUGCUGGACCCUCAGGAUGAGGCGUAUGACAGGCGCCUCGCUCGUCACCUCAGGUCUCAAUAUCAUCAGAGUGAGGAGCAGAUUUGAAGAGAGUAUCUGGACAUGGCAGUGUCAUGAAGGAUUACAUUGCUUUACAUUUCGCCGUCUGUGCAUCCCAGACCCAGCGCAAGGAAGCUAGUCGAGCCCCUUAUUGAGGCCUAUGUAGACAUGCGUAAGAUCGGCAGCGGCAGAGGGAUGGUGUCUAUGUACUCCGGAAAUCAGCUGGAGUCUCUCAUCAGACUGGCUGAAGCCUACGCCAAAGCACGUUUCUACCAAACAAGAGUGGAGUCCAUCAGCGUGGAGGAGGCCAAGAGACUGCACAGAGAAGCCCUGAAACAGUCUGCUAUUGAUCCCAGAACGGGACUAGUGGACCUGUCCAUCCUCACCACAGGGAUGAGUGCUACAGCUCGUAAGCGUAAAGAGGAAGUGGCCCAGGCUCUGAAGAAACUCAUCCAAUCAAAGGGAAAAACGCCAGCCAUGAAGUACCAGCAGCUGUUUGAUGAUCUCCGUGGCCAGUCAGAAGCGGCCAUCACAAAGGACAUGUUUGACGAGGCCCUCAGAGCACUCGCCGAUGAAGAUUAUCUGACCGUCACAGGAAAGACCGUUCGGCUUCUGUGAACGCUCUCCACGCCUCACCGCCGCUUCCUCUUUCCUUACUUGCUUUAUCCUGUUCUGUUUCUGCAGAGCCGUAUUGUUAAUAGUGAUAUGUAUGGACAAUUUCUGGUUGCAAUAAAUAUUUUGUUGUUCAAGAA